Molecule: messenger RNA, 1719 nt
Organism: Aphanomyces invadans
Lineage: Eukaryota; Oomycota; Saprolegniomycetes; Saprolegniales; Verrucalvaceae
Exons: 6
Coding region: 31-1614 (527 amino acids)
Molecular function (GO): aldehyde dehydrogenase (NAD+) activity
Source: RefSeq, a predicted model, not a curated record
CUUCAGUUUGUCAGAUUCCAAGCGACGAACAUGUUUGCACGCCGCUCGACGCAGCACCUCCGCCUCGGCGGGAUCCGCCACCAGAGCGCAUUGACGUUUUCCAAGUACCCCUUUCUUAAGGAACUUGGGUUGAGCGAAACCAACGAUGGUGUGUUUGAUGGCAAGUGGUUUGGAAACGGCCCUGUGUUCACGUCCGUCAAUCCUGCGACGAAUGAACCCAUCGCGAAGAUUCGAACGGGGACCAAGGACGACUAUGAGCGUGUUGUGAAGAGCAUGGACGCUGCGAAGAAGGAGUGGGCUGAAGUCCCUGCGCCUAUUCGUGGUGAAGUGGUUCGUCGAAUUGGUGACGCCCUCCGUGUCAAGCAAAAGGCCCUCGGCCAUCUCAUUGCGUUGGAAAUGGGCAAGAUCGCCGUCGAAGGUGUCGGUGAAGUGCAAGAAGCCGUGGACAUUUGCGAUUUCGCCGUGGGUCUGUCGCGCUGCUUGAACGGCACGAUCAUCCCUUCUGAACGCCCUGGACACUUCAUGAUGGAGCGCUACAACCCCCUCAAGGGUCACGUUGGCAUUAUCACGGCCUUUAACUUUCCCUGCGCCGUCAUGUUCUGGAACGGCGCGUUGAGCAUGGUCGCCGGCAACACCCAGCUUUGGAAACCGUCCGACUCGCUUUGCUUGACGGCGAUUGCAUGCAACAAAGUUAUCUCGGACGUGCUCUCUGCCAAUGGGUACAACCCUGCCAUUGCGUCCGUCAUUUGCGGCAGUGGCGCGGAAGUCGGUGAGCCCAUGAUCCAGGACAAGCGCAUGGAACUCAUUUCGUUCACUGGGUCGACUCAUGUCGGUCGUCAUGUGAACCAGGUGGUUGCGAACCGCUUUGGCAAGACGAUUCUCGAACUCGGCGGGAACAACGCGAUGAUCAUCGACGCCGAUGCGGACUUGGACAUGGCGUUGCGCGCGACGCUGUUUUCCGCCGUUGGUACGGCCGGUCAGCGCUGCACGACGCUUCGCCGUCUCUACUUGCACGAAGACAUUUACGAGUCGUUCUUGGCCAAGUUAAUGACGGCGUACGAUCAGAUCAAGAUUGGCGACCCGUUGGAUCCCAUGACCCUCUGCGGGCCUUUGCACAACCAGGCGGCUGUCGACAACUACGCGAACGGCAUCAAAACCAUCCUCGAGCAAAACGGCAAGGUGUUGCGCGGUGGGAAAGUCCUCCCUGGCCCGGGCAACUUUGUGGAGCCUACGUUGGUGGCCAUCGACCAUGACGCCCCAAUCGUCCAAACGGAAAUCUUUGCCCCGAUCACGUAUGUGAUGAAGUUUUCCAACUUGGACGAAGCAAUUGAAAAGAACAACGACGUGCCCCAAGGCUUGAGCUCGUCCUUGUUCACGCAGAACCAGGCCGCGAUCUUCAAGUGGACCGGCCCGGCUGGGUCGGACUGCGGUAUUGUGAACGUCAACAUCGGACCGAGCGGCGCCGAAAUCGGUGGAGCGUUUGGUGGCGAAAAGGAAACGGGUGGUGGGCGUGAAUCUGGCAGCGACGCGUGGAAGCAGUACAUGCGCCGAUCGACGUGCACGAUCAACCACAGCAAGAACUUGCCGCUCGCUCAAGGUAUCAACUUCGGUUAAUGCACCGUAACGUAGACCAUCAUCUCAACCAAAUCUCCAAGCUCGCCUUGCAUCGAUCUAUCUAGACAGACACGGAAGUGGAACACAAUGGCAAGCCGCGCUGGC